Molecule: messenger RNA, 4717 nt
Organism: Eupeodes corollae
Lineage: Eukaryota; Metazoa; Arthropoda; Insecta; Diptera; Syrphidae
Exons: 2
Coding region: 125-4429 (1434 amino acids)
Biological process (GO): DNA integration
Molecular function (GO): nucleic acid binding; zinc ion binding
Source: RefSeq, a predicted model, not a curated record
UCGUCUAAUUAUUUUGUUAUGUUGAAAGGUGUUUUGUUGCGAUGCAUUCCCAACGAACUGCGAGUCGAUUUCCAUCGCUACUACGAGGACUCAAACAUAAAUUCUCAUCGCUCGGAUAACGAAGAUGAUGCAGCCAGUGUUUCUUCCGCCUCAGAAAAUUCUUCGAAAACGAUUGGUGACAUACAGUAGCACAAAUCAUGAUGCCAAGGAUUGUUCCUGCACAAAAAGUAUUCCUGAAAAGAAAAAAAUGCUUGUUGCUGAGGGAAGGUGCUUUCGAUGCUGCAAAAAAGGUCACAACUCGAGGAUGUGCAGAGUAAAAGGAAUUACUUGCAAAACGUGUAAUGGACAUCAUGCUACCAGUAUGUGCGACCCUUCUUAUUGUCCAAAAAAUAAUAUAAAAUCAGUGAGUAUAAACAACGAUUCUGCCAUUAACCUGUACACAUCUGAUCGAUUGCAAAAAGGUGUUACAUAUUUACAAACAGCAUGUGCUUAUGCAAGUAGUGAAAGUUCUACCUUUUCUAUGUUCGUUCGCAUUGUCAUGGAUGGAGGAAGGCAGCUCUCGUUUAUUAAGUCAACGCUGGCACGUCGUUUGAAUUUACCAAUUGUGGGAGAGCAUAAUUUGAGCGUGAUAACCUUCGGAAGUGAAAAACCAAAGCCAAGCAAGAUCUGUAACAGAGUUCGGUUAGUACUUCGUAGCCAAUUUGAUGAUCAAGCCGUAGUGAUAGAUGCGAUUGAGGUUCCGGCUAUUUGUUUCGAUGGGCUAUCUGAGCCCACAAACGAUCGAAUUAUUUCAACAGUAAAGCUGACUUUAGCUGACAAUCGUGCUCAUGGACCAACACUAGAAGAUGGGAUUAGCGUGCUCAUUGGUGCCGAUGCUUAUUGGCAGUUCGCAACAGGUGAACACAAGCGUCUCACAGAAAGGUUAACAGCAAUAAACACCAUUUUGGGUUGGACUAUUCAAGGACCAUCGACCACAGAACAAAAAUUAUCCGAUUCCACCUGUGCAACGUCACUUAACAUAUGUGCCUGUGAAGAUAUACAACGAUUGUGGCGGCUUGACGGUUUGGGAAUACUAUCAGAAGAUAAAAAAGAGGUAAGUGGCGAUGUUUCCUUACAUAUUAGUAGAAAAGGUGACAGGUUUGAAGCAUCUCUUCCGUGGAAAGCCAUUUCUACUCCCCUGCACAACAACAGAACGGGUGCUUUCAUACGGAUGCAAUCACUAGUGCGAAAACUUUGUGCAUCUGGAAAAAUUAUUGAUUACGAUGAAGCUAUGAACGAGAUGAUAUCAGCUGGCAUUGCAGAGCGGGUGUCUGAAGAUGUGGUUGGUGACGUUUUGUAUUAUUUACCACACCGUCCGGUGUACAGAGAAGAUAAAGAAACAACAAAACUUCGUAUUGUUUUUGAUGCUUCCGCCCACGCUCCAAAUUAUUUAUCGCUAAAUGACGUUUUGGAAGUAGGAGAGAACUUUUUAACUGAUCUUUUGCUCAUUCUUUUAAAUUUCCGAGUUGGAAAAGUUGGUCUCAUUUCAGAUAUUGAAAAGGCGUUUUUACAAAUAAUGCUGAAACCAUCAGAUAGAGACAGUCACCGCUUCCUCUGGUUUGCCCAAAAGAUUGUAAAUGAGAAAAUAUUGCCUGCAGUAAUCACCUACCGAAUGACGCGACUAACAUUUGGCGUAAAAAGCAGCCCUUACAUUCUGGGUGGGAUGAUUCAAGAACUUAUCAAAGAAGCUUUGUUGAAAUUUCAAGAUCAAUGUGCGUCUGCAAAUGGAAGUGACGAAGAGAUGGAACGUUAUCGAUUCAUUUGCGAGCUUUUGAAAAAAAGUUUUUAUAUGGACGAUUUUGUCGCAUCUAUGGAUGAUGAAAUUGUUGCUACACAAGUUUAUCGGGAAGCCAAUGGAAUUUUUGAAAGUGCGUCCAUGAAGUUACGUAAGUGGAAUUCUAAUAACGCUUGCGUGCGGAAUGGUUUUUCCGAAGACGAACAAUUAUCUGCUUCUCCAAAGGUGCUAGGCUUGCGAUGGGUUAUAGCAACGGACGAACUUCAAGUAGAUCUUAACUCAGUGCUGAGUUUAUUGAAUUCUGUGUCCGUGCAAGGAACCAAACGCAGUGUGUUACGAAUCAUGGCAAAAAUAUUCGACCCCUUUGGUGUGCUCUCUCCAUGGACUGUUCGACUCAAAAUUCUUUUCCAAAAUAUUUGGCGCAAAAAACUAAAUUGGGACGAGGAACUUUCAUCAGACUUACAAUGCAUUUGGGAGACCUGUCGGAACGAGAUAAACGAACUUAACGAAAUAGGUAUUCCAAGGCACUUGUCCACGAGCAGAGAGGGAUCAACACAAGUACACGUUUUUGCUGACGCAAGUCAGCAUGCAUUUGGAGCUGUAGCUUACGCGAGGACAGUGCAAUGUGACGGUCAAAUUACUGUUAGAUUUAUUUGCUCGAAGAACAGAGUUGCUCCUCUCAAGAACGAUGGUCAAAACGAACUCACUAUACCGAAAUUAGAACUAACGGCUGCGUUGGUUGCUGCUCGGCUGCACGCUUACUUGAAGGAAAACUUACGCAUUACUAUUUCUGAUACUUUUUUAUGGAGCGAUUCUCAAAUUGUUCUUUAUUGGAUCAUGGGUUCAAAUAAACGUUGGAAGCCGUAUGUAGAAAAUCGCGUUAAGGAAAUAAAAGCUUUGUCAAAAUUGUCAUCAUGGAGACACUGCCCUGGUGUGGAAAACCCUGCGGACCUGCUCACAAGAGGUAUUAGUGCAUCAUCUCUCAUACGGUCUUCUGUUUGGUUCAACGGCCCACCUUGGCUAAUGGAGGAUAAGUCUGUCUGGCCAUGUACUCCUAUUGCUGAUACAAUUGCUGUAUGUGGUCUCUCUUUGCAUGCAGAUGAUGAAAAUGAAAACGCAGCAGUUGUAAAGUUACAGUUUGCCGAACCAGUUAUGAAUGCUAAGGAAUUUAGUACAUGGACUCGUCUUCUUCGUAUUACUGCCUGCUUUUUUCGAUCUAUCGAUAGAUUUAGAAAGCGGGAAUUUGAUUUUAUUUCCGCUGAAGAUAUCGCCAACGCUGAAAGUUACUGGAUCCAUCAAGCUCAAAACCAGCACUUUCGUAACGAGAUUUCAUCUCUUCAAGCAAAAAAGGGUAUGCCUUCCAAUUCUAAAUUAUUGUCUCUUUUUCCAUUUUUAGAUGAUGCCGACAAUUUUUUGAGAGUUGGUGGUCGUCUCCAAGAGGUUGAAGCUAAUCAAAACCUAGCUCACCCUAUCAUCUUGCCGAAGUCAUCUCAUAUAACUAAACUUAUAGUGAUUGAUCUUCAUGCAAGAAUCUUUCAUGGUGGUACCUCAGCAGUUCUUUCAAACUUACGCUCAAAAUACUGGAUUAUAAGAGGAAGACAACUUGUGAAAAAUAUAAUCAAAAAUUGCUUCGUUUGUAAGAUGCUUCGAGGUCAAGCAGCUUCGCAACCUUUUGCUCCAGUUCCAAAAGAUAGAAUGCUGUCAGCCAAAGCAUUUGAUGUGACAGGAAUUGACUUCGCCGGUCCUUUGUAUGUUCUGGAUGUAUCUGGUCAGCGAAAAAAGUUUUACAUCCUUUUAUUCACUUGUGCAGCAGUUCGUGCUGUGCACCUAGAAUACACAAACGAUCUUACUACAGAGAGUUGUAUUCUUGCUAUAAGACGAUUCAUUGCUCGGCGAGGAGCUCCUCGCAUAAUUUAUUCAGACAACGCUACAACCUUUAAGAAGGCUUCUUCUGAAUUUAAACAACUAAGUAACGUACGAACUAGUGAACGCUUUUUGGGUUUUUUGAGUGACGCUCAAAUAAGAUGGAAGUUCAUUGUUGAACGAGCGCCAUGGUGGGGUGGCUUUUGGGAGCGACUAGUAGGUGUGGUUAAAACGGCUCUUAGGGGAGCUGUAAGACGAUCCACCCUAAACAACGAUCAGCUGCAUACAUUGCUCACGGAAGUUGAGUGUGUAGUGAAUUCGAGGCCUUUAACGUACAUGGGGGAUGACCCAUUAGACCUCGCACCAUUAACUCCUGCGAAUUUUCUCAAUGGUGGCGACAGCGGAUGUAGGCCUUCAGAAGAAAUAACUUGCAAAAAUCGAACUGGUGAUGGACUACGAAAGCAGUGGAAAGAGCGUCUACUUUUCUUAGCUGCUUUUAAAAGACGUUGGUUUAAAGAAUAUCUUUUGCAAUUGAGAACGUUGCAUCAUGCUAAAAAUUGCGCGAAUUCCAGCUUGCAAGUUGGAGAUGUGGUACUGGUGGAAGAUUCAUCGUUGCCUCGACCUCUUUGGCAUUUGGCUGUUAUACAAACAGUUUUUCCCGGACGAGAUGGUAAAAUUCGAGCUUGUGAGAUAAGACUUUCCAGCGGUUCUAUUUUACGAAGGCCAAUACAACUUUUGUACCCGUUAGAAAUUUCUAAUUCAUCCUGGCGGGAGGAUGUCAAAAAUCUUUAAUCUAUUAACACUGUUUAAUAAUAUCGUAAAUGAAUUAUAUUUGCUUCUUUUAUUUACUUACUAAAAUCUUAAAUGUAUUUGUAAAUAUAUAAUGAAAGCUUUCUUCUUUAGUCUAAUACAUACAUACAUUAAAUUUCAUUUGUCAUUUCAUAUUAAGAUCAGUAUUUAAUUUGCAGUCAUCAGAUUCGGUAACUUUUCUUAUUUUUAUAGUUUGUAAACCUUUCCUAAAUUAGUGAAUUAAAGUAUUAUGAAAUAUUAAACGGAUCGUCUUUUCUUUCUAAUUAAUUG